CCGCGCGCAUAGCAGCCCGCGCGGAUGCUGCGUCCACGGUCCUCAGCGCGCAGCUCAGCGAGGGGGCUCUCAUCACACAUCGCAUAGAAAAUCCAAAUACCGCAUCACCACGCUUCACCACCUUUUUGAUUUACACAAACAAAAUACCUUUCCCUUUUUGAUGCACUGGUCGGGACAGUCAUCUCAAAACGAUGUCUCUCCAUCUCUAGUUUUUUUCGUCUGCGGAACCUCCAUCUAACCAGGCAGCAACUGCACUAUUUUAGGACCCAUCAUCUCCAUCCGUAGUAAACACACUGCUGAACACCUGGGAGAUAAGGACGACAUGAUAACAGCUACUGAGUGAAUCCAGUCAUCUUGUGUUUCCCCAGGAUAGAUAUUACCCUUACCCAACAAACCAAAGUCCUUGGAGCAUGGCCUGGCUUCCUCACCAACCCCAUCAUCGCGCACCCUUUGAAUCCUAAGGCACCAGAUCUACACAAUAUCCCACUUGGUCUUGCGCACCCUCUCUGCUUUCAUUCUCUGUGUCCUGAUGGAUUGGAAGCGGCCUGAUCCCUCGUUCUGUUGACCCCACUGGGCAAGGGGGUUGGGUGAAGAGGACAGGAUUUCUCCAAAUACGCUAGAAGUGUUCGGCCGUCAUUGUCCUGAUUUCCUCCUCUCAUGGAGAAUUAGAAGAACGGGAGGAACUACUGGGGAGGGUGAGGAGUGGAGGAGCAAAUUCAAAACCUAAAAACCUGAGCCAAGAAUCGUCACUUAUACUGACCUUGUGUUGCUGAAACCCCCUGGACGAGAAGAAGUUCAUAGAUCAAACAUCGUGGACCCAACACCCUAAGACUCAAGAUGUCCACCACGGCGACCAUGGGUGAGAUGGCGAAUAGCGCAGUGGAGUUUUACCCCAAGCAGGGUGGAGGGGGCGCAGAAGCCAAUCAUGCUGGAGACUUUGGGGUGACGUUGGAGGAGCUCCGGGCCCUGAUGGAGCUGAGAGGACCCGAGGCUUUGCAGAAAAUUCAGGAAAGCUUUGGAGAUGCAGAGGGCCUAUGCCAGAGACUCAAGUCUUCCACCAGUGAUGGCUUGUCAGAUAACCCGACAGAUCUGGAGAAGCGCAGACAGACAUUUGGACAAAACUUCAUACCCCCGAAAAAGCCCAAGACUUUCCUUCAGCUGGUGUGGGAGGCAUUACAAGACGUCACCCUCAUCAUCCUGGAGAUUGCAGCCAUCAUCUCCCUCGGCCUGUCCUUCUAUCAGCCACCCGGACACGAGAGCGAGGGUUGUGGAGCUGGGGGAGUAGGAGUUGAAGAUGAGGGGGAGGCAGAGGCAGGAUGGAUCGAAGGGGCGGCAAUCCUACUAUCCGUCAUUUGCGUGGUGCUGGUGACGGCUUUCAAUGACUGGAGUAAAGAGAAACAGUUCCGGGGACUGCAGAGCCGGAUCGAGCUGGAGCAGCGAUUCGCUGUGGUGCGCAAUGGAAACGUCAUCCAGAUCCCCGUCGCAGAGAUGGUGGUUGGGGACAUGGCCCAGGUCAAAUACGGUGACCUCCUACCUGCUGAUGGGGUCCUGAUUCAAGCAAAUGACCUGAAAAUCGACGAGAGCGCUUUAACCGGCGAAUCAGAUCAUGUGCGGAAGUCGGCCGACAAGGACCCCAUGCUUCUUUCUGGUACCCAUGUGAUGGAGGGAUCAGGCAGGAUGCUGGUAACUGCAGUUGGAGUCAACUCUCAGAGUGGCAUCAUAUUCACUCUGCUGGGAGCCGGAGAAGGGGAGGAGGAGAAGAAAGAGAAAAAAGCCAAAAAGCAGGAUGGAGCCGUUGCCAUGGAGAUGCAGCCUCUGAAGAGUGCGGAGGGUGGAGAAGUGGAGGAGAGAGAGAAGAAAAAAUCCAACGUGCCCAAGAAGGAGAAGUCUGUACUGCAGGGCAAACUCACUAAACUGGCUGUACAGAUUGGCAAAGCAGGUCUUGUGAUGUCAGCCAUUACAGUUAUCAUCCUGGUGCUGUACUUUGUGAUCGAGACGUUUGUGGUGACAGGGAAGAAAUGGUUGCCCGAGUGCACGCCCAUCUACGUGCAGUAUUUUGUCAAAUUCUUUAUCAUCGGUGUGACUGUGCUAGUGGUAGCUGUGCCUGAGGGUCUUCCACUUGCUGUUACCAUCUCCCUGGCCUAUUCAGUUAAGAAAAUGAUGAAGGACAAUAACCUAGUGCGUCAUUUGGAUGCUUGCGAGACAAUGGGCAACGCCACUGCCAUCUGCUCUGACAAGACCGGCACCCUCACCACCAACCGCAUGACUGUAGUGCAGUCCUUCAUCAACGACCAGCACUUCCGUGAGAUCCCCGACCCCAGCCAGAUCAGCCCCAACACCCUAGAGAUGUUAGUCAAUGCCAUAUCUAUCAACUGCGCUUAUACCUCCAAGAUCAUGCCACCGGAUGUGGAAGGUGGUCUGCCCAAGCAGGUUGGUAAUAAGACCGAGUGUGGUCUGCUGGGCUUCCUGCUGGACUUGAAGAGUGACUACGCCCCAGUGAGAGAGCAGAUCCCAGAGGAGAAGCUUUACAAAGUCUACACUUUCAACUCUGUACGCAAGUCCAUGAGCACUGUGGUGCAGAUGCCGGAUGGAAGUUUCCGGCUCUACAGUAAAGGAGCGUCUGAGAUCCUUCUGAAGAAGUGUUCCUCGAUACUUGGUGCUAAUGGUGAAGCACGCAGCUUCAAGCCACGGGACCGAGAUGAGAUGGUGAAGAAAGUGAUCGAGCCCAUGGCGUGUGAAGGCCUGCGGACCAUCUGCAUCGCUUACCGUGAUCUUCCCUGCGACCCCGAGCCUGACUGGGAUAACGAAGCUGAAAUUGUCACCGAUCUGACCUGCAUCACAGUCGUUGGGAUCGAGGAUCCCGUUCGACCUGAGGUCCCUGAAGCCAUUCGCAAGUGUCAGAAGGCAGGCAUCACUGUGCGCAUGGUCACCGGCGACAACAUCAACACAGCACGAGCUAUUGCUGCCAAGUGUGGCAUCAUUCAGCCCGGGGAUGACUUUCUGUGCCUGGAGGGUAAAGAAUUCAACCGAAGAAUCAGGAAUGAGAAAGGAGAGAUUGAGCAGGAGAGGAUUGAUAAGAUCUGGCCUAAACUCAGAGUCCUUGCACGUUCCUCCCCCACAGACAAACACACACUCGUAAAAGGCAUCAUUGACAGCACUGUGCUGGAGCAGAGACAGGUGGUGGCCGUAACUGGUGAUGGGACCAAUGACGGGCCGGCUCUCAAGAAGGCAGAUGUUGGCUUUGCGAUGGGUAUAGCAGGCACUGAUGUGGCUAAAGAAGCCUCUGACAUCAUCCUGACCGAUGAUAACUUCUCCAGCAUUGUGAAGGCUGUCAUGUGGGGGAGAAAUGUGUAUGACAGCAUCUCCAAGUUCCUGCAGUUUCAGCUUACUGUCAAUGUAGUGGCCGUCAUCGUAGCUUUCACCGGAGCCUGCAUUACACAGGACUCUCCACUAAAAGCAGUACAGAUGUUGUGGGUCAAUCUGAUCAUGGACACAUUUGCCUCUUUGGCUCUUGCUACUGAGCCGCCCACUGAAUCUCUGCUGCUUAGGAAACCCUACGGGCGCAACAACCCCCUCAUCUCGCUCACAAUGAUGAAGAACAUCCUGGGUCAUGGAGUCUAUCAGCUCGUCAUCAUCUUCACCCUGCUGUUUGUCGGAGAGAAAAUCUUCGACAUCGACUGCGGCCGUAACGCCCCCUUACACUCACCCCCAUCUGAACACUACACCAUCAUCUUCAACACCUUCGUCCUGAUGCAGCUCUUCAACGAGAUCAACGCUCGCAAGAUUCACGGCGAAAGGAACGUGUUCGACGGCAUCUUCAGGAACCCUAUCUUCUGCAGCAUUGUCCUGGGAACAUUUGGAGUGCAGAUUGUGAUCGUGCAGUUUGGAGGCAAGCCCUUCAGCUGCGCCCCUCUCAAUCUGGAGCAAUGGUUGUGGUGUCUCUUCGUGGGAGUUGGAGAACUGCUGUGGGGUCAGUUGAUCGCGACUGUGCCCACUAGUCACCUGAAGUGUCUGAAGGAGGCUGGCCAUGGGACAGGCACCGACGACAUGACGGAGGAUGAGCUGGCUGAGGAUGAGGAGGAGAUAGACCACGCUGAGAGGGAGCUACGCAGGGGGCAGAUCCUCUGGUUUAGAGGCCUUAACCGUAUCCAGACUCAGAUGGAGGUAGUGAGUACGUUCAAGAGAAGUGGUUCGUUUCAGGGUGCAGUGAGACGUCGAUCCUCAGUGCUCAGCCAGCUCCAUGACGUAACCAAUAUUUCUACCCCCACUCAUGUAGUUCUCUCCACUGCCAAUGCAAGCGUCGCUCCCGGGAAUGCGGGUGGUGAAAGCGUUCCGUAGCUCCCUUUAUGACGGAAUCGAGAAACCCGCGUCCAGGAAUUCCAUCCACAACUUCAUGGCGCACCCCGAGUUUCUCAUCAACGACUUCAUCCACAACAUCCCGCUGAUCGACGACACCGACAUUGACGACGAAUCGGAGUGGUCGAGACACAACCAGCACUUGCAUCCGGCCUUCCGAAAGCCCCCUCCUCCUCCGGUCCAGCAUCCGCAGCGUUCCCACCCCCGUCCCUACCGGCAGUACAGCCUCCCCGUCACACCUAACCGUAACAAUAAUGCCAUUGAGAGCGACGUCUACCACCUGAACCUCCCCACAGGCCCAGACGGGCACUGGACAACCCCCUCUCAACAGCUGUACCCUCUCCUUGCCCUGGAGACCUCUCUAUGACUGACCACGCUCAAGAGGAUAAGACCUUAAGAACUCUGAGGAUGCGGACCUGUGUGGGUCAGGCUGGUGGGGGAGGCUCCUACGGACAUGUUGUAGGUGGUUUACCCCCAACACUAAGACCAAUCAUUUGCCCACUACCACCAUCCACCGAAAGCACUUUCACUCCUCAUGUCUCAACAACAGCCCCACAGACACCUCUCCUCUCACCGUGGGGAGAGGAGGCCAGUCUGCUGCAUGUCUGUGGUUCCUUUGGACAGACCUGAGAAGGUGAGGAAUCCAGACCCGAUGGAUUUUAUCGGCUCUUUAGUGCUGGUGACUAUUGACCUCUCAUAAUGCAAAGGAAUAUGUUCCCUACAGGUGGAGUAGGGGUCCAUUCACUUUACUUUUUAUCGGUGUUACUAAACUCAAUAUUAUUAUUAUUAUCAUGUGUGACUUCUUACUAUCGCCACCAUCAUCCUGAGUGCUCGGAUUAUCAUUGCGAUAUCACAGAAAACGACUUGUAUUACUCUGAGUGCUUUAUGGAUUAGCUUUAAAACAUUUUAUUUAUUGAUUGAUGUAUUAUUUAUUUAUUUAUUCAUUCAUUUAUUUAUUGUGAUCACCCAGAUCUUCUUUCAUUUUCACUUUGUCUAUCUCUCUCUCUCUAUGUGUCUGUGUGUGUUGUGUCUGUCCUAAAAGCAUAAAAAAAAAUCUAGAAAAAGAAGUACUAACAAAGCAAAGAUAAUAUUAAUUUGAAGCUUAGAUUAAGUCAAUUAUAAUGUGUCUGCUGAUAACAAAAAGAAGACAAAAACGUCGCCGCACCAUUUUAACGAGCAUUGUUUGCAGCAUUUUAUGUAAAUGAAAAAAAAAGAAGUAUUAUUUUUGGGUAAUUUUUAGCUUCAUUCUAAGGGAGAAUUAAACUGAAAUCAUGCUCAUGAUAUUUUAAACAUUUAUGCAACAUGUUCAUGUUAAGAAUAUACUACAGGGUAGAGGAUUUGGGCAAUCCCAUCACAGCAAUUCAGUGAUCGUGGGUGGGAUUUCAGUGGUUUUCCAUCUCAGCAAUGGCAAUCAGCCUUACGACAAAAUGGCCUUGUUAAUAUGUUAUACCUUGUUCAAAGUAGCUGAAAUUGGAUUUAAAGGAUUUCAGUGGGUUUGCCCAGACUCGACAUUUAAUGGUGUCUUAUAUUUCUUUCACAUAAAAGCCAUUACAAUUCAUGUUGUGCAGAUGACACCAACAAAUGCAUCAACCCUUUAAACAUGUUCAAAUAAUUCUACUCAGUACAUGCAUACCUGCUGGCCCUUUAAAUACAUUCGCACUCACACUUGCUUUCCUCAUGUACUGUAUGUGAAAUAUUUAUCAGAUUAUGAAUAUCUGCAGACUGUGGUCACCAGGGUAGGGAAUCCAUCAUAUACUGCCACACCAUAGUAAAAAAAAAAAAAAAGAUGAAAGAUACUAAAGAUGGACAAUCCGUGAGGGUAUCAUUACUUUUGCACAAUAUCAGGGUUCACCGUGGACUUUGAUACACACACUGUCUGGCUAUUGUUCUAUAUUUUAGCAUUUCAGAACAAGUAAUCCCUAUUAUAUACUGUAUGUAAAGACAUGCAUGAUUCUCCAUGUCAGAUGAUAGUGUGUUUGAUUCAGUUACAUUCCAUUGACGUUCCACUGAUCAGUUGUACCAUUUGAGGGUUGCCUCCUGUUAUACCCCAUAAUCGUCUAGAAUGGUAUCGUUAUUAUGAUACCACUUCAGUCGAUGCAUUGCAACUUAUUACAAUCAUUUCGGGGAAUGAGACUGGCACUUAUGCAACAGACUGCCCUGCCCACAGCUCUGUGAAAUACGCUUCAUGUACAUAUGGAUCUUGAAGAAAAAAAAACCUUUAUCUGUAUAGAAUACUUUUCUAGAUUGUCCAGUUCAAAGAAACUGGCGAAUAUUGAAAGCAGACAAUGCAAGCAUGAAUGUCACUAGAUCAUGUCAUUGCAUUGGUCGGUCGUGUCUUUGUGGAGCAUGUUGAUAUCAUAUUGCUUGCUUUACACCUUCAUUGUUUGACUUCACUUUUGUCUGUUGAUGCUUCACUGUGGCUCUUAAGUGGUUGGAGGACACGCGUUUCUCCUUCCAGCGCAUCUGUGCUGUCAUUAAUGUGCUAUAAUCCAUGCUGAUGUUCUCCUCCUGAUACUCUGCCCUGUCUGUGGCGUGGAGCCUGGAGGUGGAGCAGUGUCGCACUGCCAAUCUGACUACUUGUUAUAGUAUGCCAAAAAACACAUUGCCUGAAAUGGGUUGACUUGUUCUACGACUAGCAGAUAGUUUUGUCGUUGGAUCUUUAAAUGGAAACCCAUUUUUAAAGGAAUAUUCUGGGCUCAGUCACUGCUUUUGUUUAAGAAAAAUCCAAAAUCUGGAGGAUACGGAAAGGCUUGCUAUGAAAGUGAAUGGGGCCAAUCUGUGAACAUUAAAAUACUCAUUGUUUCAAUAGUAUAGCCAGAAGAUGCAAAGCGUAUGAAUGAUGAUGUGACACCAUAAAACCCUAAAAUGAUUGUAAAAAUGAUUGUUUUAACAGUUUUAAAGGUUAAAUAUACAUUUUUACAAUAGAAUUAAUCAAAUUCAAUGUUUACGAUUAUAAUUGUCACAUUUUUUCUUUUAAAUCCUUCAACAACCAUUCAGUUUCAUUGAAGGUGCUACAUCGCAACCUUAAUAUUUGCAACUUAAUUUAUUAUCAACAAUUGCCUCGCAUUUUCUUUUAUACAUUUUAAUUUAAAAGUAUAUCUUGUGGUAAUCAACAUAAUGUCACAAAUGCUUCACAUGCAUUGAACUCGGAAUAUUCCUUCAAGCAAAACUGUGUUCUAUCUGCAUGAGUGUGUCCGACCUUUCUCCGGGUUCGAUCGGGCUCAGACAGUUCCAGUGGAGUCUCUAGUGUUGAGAGCGCUGGCAGGUCUCAUGGGCUGAACCCAUUUAAAGGCCCACACACAGUCAGCAGGCCAAAGUGGUGGUCAGGGAGGAUAGGUCACUGAACCUGCUAUACCAUAAUAAAGAAACAUUUCCUAACCUUAUCUUAUCCUCAGCAAAGCUUAACUACCAAAAUAGGCCUCAAGCUAUGCUCGUCUCUUAAUCAUUUCUAAAUCUAACAACUAUAUAUAAGACGUAUACCCCAAUCAUUGAACUCUCCAGACAGAUAUUUUUCACAGUGGCAUAUGUAUGGUAUCCCUCCGCUCCACCACAACAGACAGCCACUUCAUCAAGACUCCUGAUAGAGUGACAUAUAUAUAUAUAUAUAUAUAUAUAUAUAUAUAUAUAUAUAUAUAUAUAUAUAUAUAUAUAUAUAUUAGAAAAUAAAUAAUCCAAAAUCUCCUUCAUCUGCCUUCAUUUUGUUUCAUUCUGUUGUAGAAAAUGCAAGGUAAGGUGAAAAAAAGUAAAUAAUAUACUAUAUUUAAUAUAAAGGUUAUAAAUUAUUGUACAACUGCACCAUUACUGUACAUUUUGCCAAAAUGUGCACAUGUGCGUCUUUUGUUUACGAUUUAAGAUUACGUUUUUUUUUUGCUUUACUCUAUUGUCUCUUCUAAUUUCUUUCUUAUUUUACUUUUUUGUAAAGAAUUACAAUUGAACAGCUUGUACAUUAUUAUGAUUACUAUUAUUAUGACUAUUAUUAUGAUUAUUAUUAUUAUUGUCUUUUUCCAUCAGUGCUCUUUUAGCCGAUGGGGGGAAAAACAGUUGCACAUUAUCCUGAAAAUACACUUACUGCUCUACAAUGGAAAAAAGGAAAAAAAAAAAAUUAAACUAUGAAAUAUAUUAAUAAUUACCUGCCUGUUACUUAAGAGAAAAAAAGUAUCUAUCUAAGAUGAAAGAACACAGCUGUAUACUGUAGACUAAACUGUAUGGAAAUCUAAGAAUUUAAUGGGAAAAUAAGUCAACACUUUUUGUCUGUAUAAAAAAUCAAAUCAAAGUAUUCUACAAUAAUAACUUUGACCAGUGUC
Messenger RNA from Carassius gibelio (silver crucian carp), 8660 nucleotides. RefSeq names its product ATPase plasma membrane Ca2+ transporting 3b (gene atp2b3b). Lineage: Eukaryota; Metazoa; Chordata; Actinopteri; Cypriniformes; Cyprinidae. The record is from RefSeq and is a predicted model, not a curated record. The coding region runs from base 838 to 4338 and encodes 1166 amino acids. The transcript is spliced from 21 exons. Gene Ontology annotation, molecular function: ATP binding; PDZ domain binding; P-type calcium transporter activity. Gene Ontology annotation, cellular component: membrane; intracellular membrane-bounded organelle. Gene Ontology annotation, biological process: calcium ion transmembrane transport; regulation of cytosolic calcium ion concentration.